Messenger RNA from Macadamia integrifolia, 1776 nucleotides. RefSeq names its product protein DETOXIFICATION 40-like. Lineage: Eukaryota; Viridiplantae; Streptophyta; Magnoliopsida; Proteales; Proteaceae. The transcript is spliced from 7 exons. The coding region runs from base 74 to 1621 and encodes 515 amino acids. The record is from RefSeq and is a predicted model, not a curated record. Gene Ontology annotation, molecular function: xenobiotic transmembrane transporter activity; antiporter activity. Gene Ontology annotation, cellular component: membrane. Gene Ontology annotation, biological process: xenobiotic detoxification by transmembrane export across the plasma membrane.
ACUACGUCCUUCCAAUUCAUUUCUUCCCUUCCAUCUCUCUCUCUCUCUCUCUGUCUAGAAACACAUCUCAGAUAUGGAUAGUGUUCAUCAAGAAGAUCAAGAAUCCAUCCAUCAACCUCUCCUUAAUUCUCCAUUGAAAUCACCACCAUCAACACCGGAGCAUCAUCAUCGUCAUGAAUCAAUUGAUGAACUAGAAAGAGUACUCAGUGACACAGAAUUGUCACAAUUUGAGCGUCUCCGAUUGGCUUCCUCCAUCGAAUUGAAGCUUCUCUUCCACCUCGCCGCCCCUGCCGUGGCUGUGUAUAUGAUCAACUACUUCAUGUCCAUGUCUACCCAGAUUUUCUCCGGUCAUCUUGGUAAUCUUGAGCUCGCCGCCGCCUCCCUCGGCAAUACUGGCAUUCAAGUUCUCACCUAUGGUCUCAUGUUAGGAAUGGGAAGUGCAGUGGAGACGCUAUGUGGACAAGCUUAUGGGGCAUCGAAGUACGAAAUGCUUGGAAUCUAUUUGCAGAGAUCGACGAUUCUUCUCAUGGCAACUGGGAUUCCACUCAUGAUGAUCUACAUCUUCUGCAAACCCAUCUUGAUUCUCAUCGGUCAGUCUCCGAUGAUUGCAUCGGCUGCUGCGGUGUUCGUAUAUGGAUUAAUCCCACAGAUAUUCGCGUACGCAGCUAAUUUCCCAAUCCAGAAAUUCUUGCAAGCACAGAGCAUCGUAGCCCCAAGUGCUUACAUAUCCACGGCGACACUUGUUCUGCAUCUGUUCUUGAGCUGGCUUGGGAUUUACAAGUUGGGAUUGGGGCUUUUAGGGGCAUCGUUGGUGUUGAGUUUGUCUUGGUGGAUCAUUGUGGCGGCUCAGUUCGUGUAUAUCGUGACGAGUGAGCGAUGCAAGGAAACAUGGAAGGGGUUUACGCUGCAAGCUUUCUCUGGGUUGCCGGAUUUCUUGAAGCUAUCUGUUUCAUCGGCGGUGAUGCUUUGCUUGGAGACUUGGUACAUGCAGAUACUGGUUCUUCUCGCCGGUUUGCUGGAAAACCCUGCAGUUGCUUUGGAUUCUCUAUCCAUUUGUAUGACUAUAUCUGGAUGGGUUUUCAUGAUUUCCGUCGGAUUCAAUGCAGCUGCAAGUGUAAGGGUGAGCAACGAGCUUGGAGCUGGAAACCCAAGAUCAGCAGCAUUCUCCGUGGUGAUGGUGAAUUUGGUCUCUUUCAUAACAGCAGUUAUAGCUGCAGGUGUUGUGCUUGCGCUUCGUCAUGUAAUCAGCUACGCCUUCACGGAUGGCGAAACCGUCGCUGACGCUGUCUCAGACCUUUGCCCACUCUUAGGCAUUACUCUCAUACUCAAUGGGAUCCAACCCGUCUUAUCAGGUGUGGCUGUUGGCUGUGGAUGGCAAACGUUUGUUGCUUAUGUUAAUGUGGGAUGCUAUUACCUUGUUGGAAUCCCAUUAGGGGCCUUACUGGGUUUCAAAUUCAACCUCGGUGCUAAGGGAAUAUGGACUGGAAUGAUAGGUGGCACGCUAAUGCAGACUAUCAUAUUGUUAUGGGUCACAUAUCGAACCGACUGGAAUAAAGAGGUAGAGGAAGCUCAGAAACGUUUGGCAAAGUGGUCGGACAAGAAGGAACCACUGUUGGAGUGAGAAAACGUAAAGCUUCAGCCAUGGAUAUUCACAGAAAUCGCACAAAUGAAUUGAGUGGAUUUUACUUUUCUGAUUCUCUCUAAGCACGCUUCAAAAGCUUCUAAAAUGCAAUUUUCAUGAUAUUUGAAACUACAAUUGUAAAGCCAUUGAUCUAA